Messenger RNA from Hemiscyllium ocellatum (epaulette shark), 1307 nucleotides. RefSeq names its product amine oxidase [flavin-containing] A-like. NCBI's taxonomy places the organism in Eukaryota, Metazoa, Chordata, Chondrichthyes, Orectolobiformes, Hemiscylliidae. Gene Ontology annotation, molecular function: oxidoreductase activity. The transcript has 11 exons. The record is from RefSeq and is a predicted model, not a curated record. The coding region runs from base 81 to 1307 and encodes 408 amino acids.
GGGGGAGGUGGAGUGGGAGGCUAAUCCCGGAGACAGAAUCCCAUGCCCAGCACCGUCAGGGGGCAGAGAGCGCCCUGGGCAUGUAUGACGUGGUCAUCCUGGGAGCAGGUCUCAGCGGCCUCUCGGCCGCAAGGCUGCUCAGAGAGACGGGACUGAACGUUCUGGUGCUGGAAGCCAGGGACCGUGUUGGAGGACGUACCCUCACCGUCCAGAGCCCACAGUCCGGACGCACCGAUGUCGGGGGAGCGUAUGUGGGUCCCACCCAGACUCACAUCCUGCGGCUGGCGCAGGAGCUGGGCCUGGAGACCUACCCCGUGGACCAUACCCAAUCCAGCCUGCUGGAGCUUCAGGGCACGGUGCGGCCUUUCAGGGGCGUGAUCCCACCCGUCUACAACCCCAUUGGCCUGUUGGACCUCAGCAACACCAUGGCAACCGUCGACAAGAUGGCCUCCAAGAUCCCCCGGGAAUGUCCCUGGGAAUAUCCCGGUGCCCAGGAGCUGGACUCGAUAACAGCCAAGGAGCUGAUGGAGAGGAUCACGUGGACUGGGUCCACCCGCAAUCUCCUGAAGAUUUUUAUCCGCUCGGUGUUCUGUGUGGAGCCCCAUGAGAUUUCCGCUCUGUCUCUUCUCUGGGUGAUAACGUGUGGCAACGGAAUCGAAAGGAUCUCUAACAUUUCUGGAGGUGCCCAGGAGCGGAAGUUUGAGGCUGGAGCGCAGGCCAUCAGCGAAACGCUCUCGGAGCGGAUUGGGAAGGACCGGAUCCGGCUGGGAACGCCGGUGCUCAGGGUGGAACACGGCGCCGAACACGUGAGGGUCAUCAGCGAGGGCGGUCAGAGCUUCGAGGGACUCUACGCCAUCUCAGCCAUCCCUCACGCCAUCUUGCCAACGGUGCACUUCCAUCCCCCCUUGCCCACCCUGAAGAGGCUUCUGAUUAACCGAAUGCCGAUGGGCUCUGUCAUCAAAGUGGUCACCUUUUACAAGAGUGCCUUCUGGAAGGAGAAGGGCUUCAAUGGUUGCACCAUGUCCGACUCUGGAUGUGUGACCUUCAGCAUGGACGACACCAAACCAGACGGGAGUCACCCGGCCAUGAUGGGCUUCAUCCAGGCGGAGACGGCGCGGAGGAUGUGCCUGGAUACCCCGGAGCGGAGGAAGGCCAGUGUGUGCCAACAUUAUGCCCGAAUAUUUAAGAUGGAGGAGUUCUUGCACCCUGUGGACUACAUCGAGAAGAAUUGGACAGAGGAGGCCUACUCUGGUGGCUGUUACUCAAGUACCUUCGGCCCUGGGGUCCUCACCUCGUUUGGAGAGUAA